Messenger RNA from Elgaria multicarinata webbii, 1735 nucleotides. RefSeq names its product glycogenin 1 (gene GYG1). Gene Ontology annotation, molecular function: glycosyltransferase activity. Gene Ontology annotation, biological process: glycogen biosynthetic process. The transcript has 8 exons. The record is from RefSeq and is a predicted model, not a curated record. Gene Ontology annotation, cellular component: cytoplasm. NCBI's taxonomy places the organism in Eukaryota, Metazoa, Chordata, Lepidosauria, Squamata, Anguidae. The coding region runs from base 33 to 1097 and encodes 354 amino acids.
UAGCUGGAUCUUCGCGCUGGGUCUGCGGCACCAUGGCAGACCAGUCUUUUGUGACGCUAGCCACAAACGAUUCUUAUGUGAAAGGAGCGCUUGUACUGGGAUCAUCGCUACGAAACUACAGAACAACAAAGAGGUUAACGGCGCUGAUCACUCCCCAUGUCUCAGAUGCAAUGAGGAAAGUAUUGGAAAAAGUCUUCGAUGAGGUGAAAUUGGUGGAUGUCUUGGACAGUGGAGAUACAGCCCAUCUUGCACUAUUGAAAAGACCUGAACUUGGCAUUACACUGACAAAACUCCAUUGUUGGGAACUAACACAAUAUUCAAAGUGUGUGUUCAUGGAUGCAGACACAAUGGUUUUGUCAAAUGUUGAUGAGCUUUUUGAAAGAGAAGAGCUUUCUGCAGCACCAGAUCCGGGUUGGCCCGACUGUUUCAAUUCAGGAGUUUUUGUUUAUCGGCCUUCCAUUGAAACAUUCAAUCAGCUGCUACAACUUGCCACAGAGAAAGGCAGCUUUGAUGGUGGGGACCAGGGCUUAUUAAACACCUUCUUCAGCAGUUGGGCAACUACAGACAUUAACAAGCAUCUGCCAUUUAUUUAUAACCUAAGCAGUAUUUCUAUCUACUCCUACCUCCCAGCAUUUAAAGCGUUUGGGACAGAUGCUAAAGUGGUGCACUUCCUGGGGAGAAUGAAACCAUGGAACUACACAUAUGACUCCAAAGCCAAAAGUGUCAAAGAAGAUGCUCAAGAUCCCACAAUGAUACAUCCAGAGUUCCUCAAUAUGUGGUGGGAUACUUUUGUCACAAACAUCUUGCCAUUACUACAGCAGCACGGUGCCAUUAAAGAUACAGCUACUGGUGUAAAGGCGCUAUCGGGCUUGGUCUAUACACUGGCUUUCUCUUGUGGCUUCUGUAGAGAGGAGGAGGUAGCAGAGGCAGUGUCCCACCUGUCACUUUCAUCUUCAGCACUACCACACUCACCGCCAUCGCCGCCAUCUAUGUCUUCAGAGGAGCGCAAAGAAAGAUGGGAGCAGGGCCAGGCUGACUACAUGGGAGCAGACAGCUUUGACAACAUCAAGAAAAAACUUGAUACCUACCUCCAGUAGAAGCACUUGUAUCUGUUUUACAGACAUCAGCAAUACAAGGACUUGUUUCAGAGCUAUAGCAACUAGAAAAGUCAGAUAGGGUCAAUUAAACCUGCUAGCAGUUUGCCACUGCUCAGCUGAAGUCUGUUGGCAGUACUGCAGGUAAGAACUGAGCAAACGCUGUUUUAAGUAUGAAUCCUUGUGCCAACUGCCAGAUCUUUUCCUCUUGCACAAAACCUAAUGAACAUGCCUGUAAUGAACUCAUUGGGAACAGGGCACUCAACUGGCUUGAAACGUACCCCUUAGACCUAUAGGGACUGUGCUUUACCUCUACUUCCCUUCAAGCCCAAACCACGUUUUGCUUGCUAUGUUAAAAUAAUGACUAGAGGUUAAGGCAGCUACAAUGAAGGGGCCUUACAAUAAGGAGGUAAAAAACAUGCAACAUCGUAACUGUAACUACACUGCUUUUCUGUCAAUUCCAGCCAUAUUGAAGAUUCUGACCAGACUCCUAUGCACAGUACCUACAGCAUGGCAAAUGCUUUUGUUCAGUUCUGUGUACUUCUGUGUACUUCUGGGACUAGUAAAAACACCCCUUUGAACUGUUACCUGUAAUAUGGCACUCUAAAUACAAAAUAAAAUAAUGAUAAAAUCCUAUCACA